Messenger RNA from Caenorhabditis bovis, 492 nucleotides. Lineage: Eukaryota; Metazoa; Nematoda; Chromadorea; Rhabditida; Rhabditidae. The record is from the annotation of a GenBank genome assembly.
AUGUUCCUGAUCACGGCUCUAUUCCUGAUUGCCUCUGUUUCUGCUCGACCGCAGUUUGGAGGAUUCCCGGGGGGUCCGCCACCAGGAAUGCAAGGUGGAUUUCCUGGAGGACCUGGUGGACAACGACCCGGAGGAAUGUCUCCAAUUCCACCACCAGUUGCAGCUGUUCUUCCGCCGCAGACGCUUGCGGAACUUGAAGCUAUUCAUAGAGACUCUUCCCUUUCUGAAUUGGAUAAGCAUAGAAAGAUUGACACUAUUAUGGUUAAUCUUCCAGAAGAAAUUCAGAACAAGAUUCCUCCACCGCCAGGAUUCACACAGCUUCCGGCUGAUGUGCAAACGAAGCUGAAGCAGAUUGGCAGAGACAAGUCCCUUGACUUCCACGGUCGCUACAAUGCCAUUAGACAGGUGAUCGAAGGCUUGUCACCGGAACACAAACGCCUCUUGCCGCCACCACCACCACCACCGCCAGCUGCGAGUUUCCGUCAAUUUUAA